Molecule: messenger RNA, 651 nt
Organism: Penicillium crustosum
Lineage: Eukaryota; Fungi; Ascomycota; Eurotiomycetes; Eurotiales; Aspergillaceae
Product: class I SAM-dependent methyltransferase
Exons: 3
Coding region: 1-651 (216 amino acids)
Source: RefSeq, a predicted model, not a curated record
AUGGAAGUCGACGACGUCCUACAGGAAUGGACCUGGCGUCAACCCUUCGACCUAAUCCACAUGCGUCAGCUAAUAGGCGCCUUCACGCCUGUUGAAUGGGAUGGUCUAUUCGCUCAGUGUUACAAAAACCUAACCCCAGGUGGCUGGGUCGAACAAAUAGAAGGCGACCCCCGAAUCCAAUGCUCAGAUUCAAGCAUGUCCCCAAAUUCCAGUAUGGUCCAGUUCACUGAAGCGGUAUUCCGCGCCGGACAGGAAUGGAAUCACCCCCUCGAUACGCUGGACACGAUGCGUACGGCGAUGGAAAAGGCCGGUUUUGUGGAUAUCCAUGAGAAUUUGUAUAGGUGGCCUGUUGGUCCGUGGGCGCGUGACCCUACACUUAAGGAAGUGGGGAGGUUGCAUUAUCAUCAGUGGAUCGCUGGUAUGGAGGGUUGGGGCAUGUAUCUUCUUACUAAAUUUGGGGUUCCAGUGCCGUGGGCGAAGGAGGAGGUUUUGGUUUUGUUAGCGAAGGUUAGGAAGGAGCUGCAGGAUCCGCACAUUCAUAUGUGGCAGUAUGCGAGGAGGGUUUGGGGGAGGAAGCCUACGGCGGAGGAGAAGGAGAAGGAAGAGGAAGGGAAGGUGAAGAGUGAGGAGGUUGAUGCUAACGAAGUCUGA